Thunnus maccoyii (southern bluefin tuna) is the source of this 3091-nucleotide messenger RNA. It is a transcript of the gene fbxw11a, whose product is annotated as F-box and WD repeat domain containing 11a. Gene Ontology annotation, molecular function: protein dimerization activity. Lineage: Eukaryota; Metazoa; Chordata; Actinopteri; Scombriformes; Scombridae. The transcript has 13 exons. The coding region runs from base 110 to 1693 and encodes 527 amino acids. The record is from RefSeq and is a predicted model, not a curated record.
UACCGAAGCUGUGUGGUUGAGCGAAGUGAAUGACGUCUCUGCAUUUGCGGGCCGCCGACGCAGGGCUGGGUUACCAUUUUCAGAGCGAGUUUCGGGGGGGAUCGUCAACAUGGAGCCGGAGAUGGAGGACAAAACGUUGGAGCUGAUGAACACAUCAGGGAUGGAGUCACAGAACCUCGUGGACGAUCUGUCGCCAAAGAAGAAUACAGUUCUCAAGCUUAGUAAUGGUCCUGUUGUGGGGUCCCGCAAGCGUCCGUCAGAGGGGAACUAUGAGAAGGAAAAGGAACACUGCAUCGCCCUGUUUGACCAGUGGUCGGAGGCCGACCAGGUGGAGUUUGUCGAGCGCUUGAUCUCCCGUAUGUGCCACUACCAGCACGGCCACAUUAACUCCUACCUCAAACCCAUGCUGCAGAGGGACUUCAUCACUGCGCUCCCAGCCCAAGGCUUGGAUCACAUAGCAGAGAACAUCCUGUCUUUCCUGGAUGCACGCUCGCUGUGCUCGGCAGAGCUGGUGUGUAAGGAGUGGCAGAGGGUCAUCUCUGAGGGUAUGCUGUGGAAGAAGCUCAUUGAACGCAUGGUCCGCACUGACCCACUGUGGAAAGGCCUGUCCGAGAGACACCAGUGGGAGAAAUAUCUCUUCAAGAACCGCACGGCAGAAGUCCCACCCAACUCCUACUAUCACUCCCUUUAUCCCAAGAUCAUCCAAGACAUAGAGACUAUUGAGGCUAACUGGCGAUGUGGCAGACACAACUUGCAGAGGAUUCAGUGUCGCUCAGAAAAUAGUAAAGGGGUUUACUGUCUCCAGUACGACGAUGACAAGAUCAUCAGUGGCCUUAGGGACAAUUCCAUCAAGAUCUGGGAUAAACAGUCUCUGGAGUGUCUGAAGAUACUGACCGGUCACACAGGCUCAGUGUUGUGCCUGCAGUAUGAUGAGAGGGUCAUCGUCACUGGGUCUUCUGACUCAACUGUCAGGGUGUGGGAGGUGACGACGGGUGAGGUACUGAACACACUGAUCCACCACAACGAGGCAGUGCUUCACCUACGCUUCGCCAACGGCCUGAUGGUCACCUGUUCCAAGGACCGCUCAAUCGCCGUCUGGGACAUGGCCUCUCCGACUGACAUCAGCUUACGUCGUGUCCUGGUAGGACAUCGGGCUGCUGUCAACGUGGUCGACUUUGACGACAAAUAUAUCGUGUCCGCCUCAGGGGACCGCACCAUCAAGGUAUGGAGCACCAGUACCUGUGAGUUUGUGCGCACUCUAAAUGGUCAUAAGCGGGGCAUCGCCUGUCUACAGUACCGGGAUCGCCUGGUUGUCAGCGGCUCAUCUGACAACACAAUCCGGUUAUGGGACAUAGAGUGUGGGGCGUGUUUGCGAGUGCUGGAGGGUCACGAGGAGCUGGUGCGCUGCAUUCGCUUUGACAACAAGAGGAUUGUCAGCGGCGCCUACGACGGUAAGAUCAAGGUGUGGGACCUGCAGGCAGCCCUGGACCCACGAGCCCCUGCCAGCACACUAUGUCUGCGCACUCUAGUGGAGCACUCUGGCCGCGUGUUCCGUCUGCAGUUUGAUGAAUUCCAGAUCAUCAGCAGUUCUCACGACGACACCAUUCUGAUCUGGGACUUCCUGAACGUCUCGACCAAUGGCCAGUCAGAGGGACGGUCUCCCUCCCGCACCUACACUUACAUUUCUAGAUAGCAGGUGGCGCCAUCCACCGCACCCUCUUUUGGAGAAGCCCAGGGCUGAUAGGCUGAUGGGUGUGUCCAUCACGGAAAGGAGCCCAUCUCUUCUCCUUCCUCCUCGUCAUCUCUCUGUCCACCUCCCACCCCGCCCUCGCCACCUCCACCACCUCCCCCCUGCCCGUUCUGACAGACUCCUAAGCUUGUGCCCCAUUUCCCCGCCAGUCCCAUUGACAUGCACACACAGACAUGCACACACAGGUCAACACUGAUGAGGACGCCCUACUACAGAACCAACGCAACUCUCCCAAGAAGUUCACCUUCUACUACUAAUUUAUGUUUUGUAAAGUACACUAAUGACAGUAUUAAUGUAGACCGUAUAAGUCACAAGCUCCCCUUUGUCCCCUUUAUACAAACUAAAGCAGCUUCUGCUCCUCAGUUUUCAACCCCUGCCAAAACAGGUUUCCACAGAUAUGGAAUCGCUUAUAUAUAUAUUUAUAUAGAUAUAUAUAUAUAUAUAGAUAUAUAUAUAGAUAUUUUACACACACACACACACACACACACACACACACACACACACACACACACACACACACACAGUGGCACAGUUGGACAGAGGAUGACCAGAGCUGUGAUGCGGGAGACAGAGACUCUUUACUCAGCUCUAGGAAAGGAGGGAAGGAUGGGAGAUGGAGGGAGUGAACGAGGGAGAACUGUGUCGGGGAUGACCUGCAUCCGCCCCCGCUCCCUCUCACUCCCUCUCACUCCUCCCUGUCUCUCUCUCUCUCUCUACCCCACCCUCCACCCCACCCCACCCCCCCCCCCCCCCCGCUCCCUCCCCUCAAACCCCCCAGAGAUGCACACUCGCUUGGAAUAUGGGGGCGCACACACUCAAGUUUGCGUGAGCGUGUGUUUGUGUAUGUGGACUUGUGAAACGGCAGAACAGAGCAGAAGCGUCAAACAGACAGACAUGCAUGUGAGGUUGCCUUGGAUACAGCAUCCCGGUACACCUCAGCUUUUUUUUUUCUCUUUAACUCUUACUUUCUUACUGUUUUUUAUUACUGUUAUUUUCUAAUUUUAUUUGAGUAUUUUGGUUCUUAGUACAAAAAUCAUACUAAGCGUAGUCCUCUUUCUCUUCCCCUCUUUCUCUCUUGACUGUCUUUUUCCUCAUUCUUUACUCUAACUUCGACCCUUGUUCAUCUGUCCCUUUCACUCCAUCUUUCUCUCCCCCAUCAUCUACGUGCUUGCUUUGGUUAUGAGAGAAGCUGGAACUCAAGAGCUCAAAUUUAGCUGUAAACAGAGUUGUCUUGUCAAAAAUUGUGUUGUAUAUUAAAAAUGAUUUUUUAAAGAAGAAAAUGACCUUAUUGUGAAUAAAGUACUUGACAGUGGUGGAGUGUUGAGCCAACUGUAACAUGAA